GAAUCAUUCUCAUUUCAAAUCGAUUCACACACAUAGCAGACGCUAACACAUCAAGCGUCAUCAAUAGCGUGGUCUAUGGUGCAAUGCUAUCACUGGAGUAAGGCGUUUAUCUUCUAUUCGGGUAGCGUCAUGAUUGGCCUACCCUGAUGGCGUCAUGAUCGCUGCUGAUUGCCUUUCAAAUAGGUUUUCAGCAUUCUGCUUACACCUUUGGCAUAGAGUCACAUAUUUCACAAUCCAACAUCAAUUGGUACCAACAGCAGCCCUUCUCUCCAUCAUCCAGAAGGGUCUGAGAUCAGUGUUGGAGAUGAUGGUUCGGAACAACCCAUGGAAAGCUUAUCACUCAUUGAUGCUGUGAUGCCUGAUGUUGUUGCAAGUCGUCAACAGCAAACCCAGAACAAACAGAAACCACAAGUGGUAAAGACAGAACCACCAAAUUCCAAUGGAGAUGAACCCAUGCAUUCCAAUCGCUGGGAAGAGGAAACAGGAGUAGAGAUACCUGCCAGCAAAUCUACUGUACUUCGUGGCCAUGAAUCUGAAGUUUUCAUCUGUCUGCGCCUGAACCCAACAACAUUCAGAAGGGUGGAACUGAAGUUCCGAGCAACAAAGAUGUCACCUCACUUGACUGGUAUUUGCUGGGAUAACUGAACAGAAGUUUUAAAGAAAGACUGAAACAAUUGAC
Daphnia pulicaria is the source of this 679-nucleotide messenger RNA. RefSeq names its product F-box-like/WD repeat-containing protein TBL1XR1-A. The coding region runs from base 325 to 645 and encodes 106 amino acids. The transcript has 5 exons. The record is from RefSeq and is a predicted model, not a curated record. NCBI's taxonomy places the organism in Eukaryota, Metazoa, Arthropoda, Branchiopoda, Diplostraca, Daphniidae.